Molecule: messenger RNA, 1152 nt
Organism: Planococcus citri (citrus mealybug)
Lineage: Eukaryota; Metazoa; Arthropoda; Insecta; Hemiptera; Pseudococcidae
Product: very-long-chain (3R)-3-hydroxyacyl-CoA dehydratase hpo-8-like
Exons: 5
Coding region: 198-905 (235 amino acids)
Biological process (GO): fatty acid elongation; very long-chain fatty acid biosynthetic process; sphingolipid biosynthetic process
Cellular component (GO): endoplasmic reticulum membrane
Molecular function (GO): 3-hydroxyacyl-CoA dehydratase activity
Source: RefSeq, a predicted model, not a curated record
ACAAGGUGAGCUUCUUUAUCUUUCAUUCAAGUUUUCUUCGGGGAAUUGGUGGGUUCGUCUGGUUAUAGUUUAAUUAUGUGAUUAGUCGUGAUUCGGGAGGUAGAAGUGAAAUCAUCGCGCGAAUACGAAACAAUAUUAUAAAUGUGCCAUUAUUGUACGGAAUCCAUUUCUUAAAAUUCAACUUUCGCUGACCGAAAAUGGCCACUGAUAAAAGCAGUAGAAAAGAGCCGGGGAUUUUAGUCAAAGGCUAUCUCAUUUUGUACAAUGCCGCUCAAGUUUUGGGUUGGAGUUAUUUGCUAUACCAAAUCGUAACUUUCUAUUUGUCUGGAGAAUACGAAAAUAAAAAAUUAUGGGAUCACGUCAAAACGACUGUUAUAAUUUUUCAGAAUGCUGCAUUGUUGGAAAUUUUCCACACGAUCUUCGGAUUCGUAAGGUCUGGUGUUUUCCUGACCGCAAUGCAAGUAUACUCGAGAGUACUCGUCGUUCUCGGAGUACUGAUCGCCAUUCCGGCAUCUCAAAACUCAAUCGGCGUUCCUUUAGCUUUAGUUUGCUGGUCCAUUACUGAAAUCAUAAGAUACUCUUUUUACGCUCUCGGUAUUCUCAACGCUGUGCCUUACUUUUUGCUAUGGUGCAGAUACACUUUUUUCAUCGUUUUGUACCCAUUUGGUGUAAGCGGUGAAUUACUGUGCAUGUACGCCGCUCAAGCGUACGUCGCCGAACAUAAAAAUUUCACCAUCGAAUUACCAAAUGCGAUGAAUUUCACUUUCAGUUAUCAGUAUUUCUUACUCUUCAACAUGAUCGGUUACAUUCCAGGUUUCCCUCAACUUUACUUGCACAUGUUUACGCAACGUAAGAAAAUUAUUGGUGGUUCCUCUGGUGCUGACAGGGCAAAAAAGUCCAGCUGAACUUGUAGUUUCUAACUGGCGUUUACUCUUUUAUUUUUUUUUUCUGUUGUAUUUUUCUUGUUGUUAUGUGAAGAUAAUUACUUGAUUUACUCCUUAUAUUUUAGUAUUUAAUUUAUAAUUUUCAAGCUGGUGAUCUUUUAGGUAUGGUUAUAAAUUCAAGUCGUACAGAUGAUCAAUUGUUUAAAUUUUUAUAAUGUUUUACAAAAAUGUUUAGAAUAAAAAAACAUGUACAAUUUUUAUUCUCAUA